CGUCUCCAUUUUGCAGUGAAGCAGGCCGCAUUGGAAAAUUUUUAAUGUGCGAAAAAAGAUUAUUGCAGAUAUAGUGAAAUAAAAAUAUGUAAAAAAUCAGCAUUAAUGUAGAUAAAAAACCUUGAAAUAGUUUAUUAUGCAGAAUUUGUAUCGUUUGAGGUUAAAUUUAGUGCAAGGAAAACGAUUGGGUUUUAAUUAACCCCGCCUCCUGCCUUUUUGCUCGCAACGCUAAAUUCUACGCCUGCCGCCGUGUGCGUAUUUGAAGCCCCAGUUGCCGGGCGCUACUUCCGUGAAGCUGAAACUAAACUAAUUGAGAAUCUAAUUAAGAACAAGGUAUAUAACUGCAAUAAGUGAACUUAAUCUAUUAAAGAAAAGUUUUUAAACACUGUCAUGACGUGAGGGUGCUUAUUUGUGGAAGUCGAAAAAAAAAUUGGAUAUACUUGCUACUACUGAUAAAGAAACUGCUGGAAAAUGAUGUUCACGGGCACAACGCAGCAGCAGGAUACGCGUUUCAGUGAUAAGGAAAAGAAACUAAUGAAACAAAUGAAAUUCGGAGACUGCUUAAAUAAACGCGUUGACAUGUCAAAGGUUAAACUUGACGUGUUGCGUCCAUGGAUCAGCAAAAAAAUUACGGAUAUUUUGCAUAUCGAAGACGAUGUCGUCGUUGAAUUCGUUUACAACCAAUUGGAGGAAGAAAAGUUUCCAUGUCCAAAGAAAAUGCAAAUUAAUAUGACGGGAUUCUUAAAUGGAAAAAAUGCACGACAAUUUAUGGGUGAAUUAUGGUCAUUAUUACUAUCGGCACAAGAAAGUGAAAGUGGUAUUCCAGCCGAGUUUAUUCAGCAAAAGAAAGAUGAAAUACUUAAGCGGGAAGAGCAGCAACGUCAAAAUGAUCGUUCACGUUCACGCGAUAGGGAUAGGGAUAGAGAGAGAGAUCGGGAUAGAGAUAACGAACGUGACCGUGAUCGCGAUAGACGCAGCGGUAGGGAUAGAUCCCAUGAUGGACAACGUGAUGAGUUGAGUCAACGUGAGCAGCAGCUACCGCCAAGCACCUUGAGCGCGAUCGAGCAGGUUAGGUCACAAUUAUCAGCUAAAUCUAGAUCGAAUUCGGCUGAAGAAACUAAUUUAGGUAGCGUUUCCCAAAGCAAGCAAUUUGAUGGGGGUAAUGCAGCCAGUGUGAAUGCUGCAGCAGCAGCAGCAGCUGCAGCUAUUCUACGGGAUCGUUCCAGGUCACCAAAUGCUAGUGCUAGAUCGGCAGCUGCAGAAGCGGCGGCAUCCAAAAUACGAAAUCGAUCACCACGCAAACGCUCCCGGGAGAGAUCAGCAACGCGGAAAUCUUCGCGGGAUCGCAACUCAUCACCGCAAAGACGUCGCAAUUCACCGCGAGAUAGACGGCGAAUAUCUCGUUCGCCAAGGAGAAGAUCAUCUGGUGGAGAUCGUCGUCGUCACCGCAGUCGUACUCGUAGUCGAUCCAGAGAUCGUAGCGGUAGGCGGCCACAAAGCAAGAAAAGGCAGCUAUCACGUUCACCGUCACCUCAGAAACGUCAAAGUCCGAAAUCAAAAAGUCGUCGUUCAAAAGAGAGGCGAUCAAGGUCAAGAUCAAGAUCGAAAUCACCCGUGAAACGAAACACAUCACCAGCGACAACAAGAAAUUCAAAAACCGCACCUUCACCACCUUAUCGGAAGCGUUCAAACUCACGAAACUCUAACCCCCACACACCAGUAAAUGGUCAUGAAGAUGGUACUAAUGCUAAGAAUCGCGAUGGAAGGAAACGAUCACCGUCUGCAAAUCCUAGUGAGAACUCUCGUUUAUCAAUCGACGAUAAGAGACCAUCGCGCAAAAUUUCUAAAGGCCGUUCUCGUUCAAGAUCAGUUAGUAAAAGGUCCACAAGACGUGCUGCUUCCUCACGGUCGCGUUCAAGGUCAUCAUCCCGAUCAUCAAGAGCAUCUGUACAUUCAAAGAAAAAGGCAACACGACGUUCGAGUUCACGUAACACAAGUCUUUCGCCGUCGCCUGAACGUAAAGAUGAUUUUGAGAUUCGUCGCAAUAAGAAUAGUGUUCAGAAGAAGCGGCAUUAUCGUCAUAAUCGCGAUUCCUCUGCAAGCUCCAUGGAGAGAGAACGCGAUCGGGAUGUUGGGCGCAGGAUGGUGGGAGACAAUAGAGGUAGACGGGGUGACAUGCCUGGCCGACGCUUCUCACCACAUAAUCGUAGUCCACGAAACGACGGUGGAGGAGGACGAAUUCAACGUUCACGGUCUCGUCGUCGUUCGAAAUCCCGUAAUCGAUCAAGAUCCCGCAAUCGAUCACGUUCUCCUAUCAGACGGUCGCGUUCACCACGACGUUUUAAUCGGCGUCGCUCGCCAAUGAUGCACUUUCGUGGAGGACGAGGAGGAAACAAUCGUGGUCGGAUGAACUUUUGGCGUCGAAGUCCUAGCAGGGGUCGUGGUGGAGGUGGUGGUGUUGGUGGUGGUAGUGGUGGUGGUGGUGGAGGAGGAGGACGUUUUGAUCGUCGCUUCUCACCCCAGCGUAGAUAUUCUCGGGAACGCGAUCGUGAUCGCCGUAUGUCUCCGAUGCAAAAUCAAUUUCGGAAAUUUUCACCACAACGACGAUUUUCUCCUCCACAAAAUGUGCAGUACCAAAGACGAUCUAGGGAACGGAGAUUUAGUCCAGGUCCACGUGAUCGUCGACCUUCCUCCCCAAAACGAGAUAAUUCUAGAGAUCGCACAGGCGGUAAAAGUUUCGGCCGCUGGGAUCAAAAUAAUCGCAAUGUUCAAAAACCAAAAGAAAGAACGUCCUCAGAAAGUUCAAAUUGGGAAUUGGAUGACGAACCUGCUCAACAACCAACUGCUCGCCAACCCAGCGCAACCAAACAAACUAGUCCAAUUAAAAACAAUGGUGACCGACCAAGAAGUGCUAGACGUUCGCGAGAUAGAAGCGAUCGUGACUCCAGCCAAUCUUCUGAAAAAAUUCCGAAAGCUCGUGAAAGCUCAGGUCGCCGUUCUUCUGUCGAGUAUGCAGGUCCUUCAGUCAAAACGAUUGAUUUAUCCAAAGAUGAACGAGGUGAAAAUCGCAAAGCAAAAGCAGAAGCAGCUCAAGUAGAAGUACCUCAAGUAAAGAAACAAGCUCCUAUUACUGCUACGUCUGCUCUUAUAUUACGCAAUGAAAAAUUACGUGACAGGUAUAGUUCAAGCUUAUCACGUACGCCAUCACCAUUUUUGAAACCUCAUGAGCGUGAAAAGCUUCAGUCAAAUGCGCUAAAGAAAACGGAAGACAAGAAACCACAAAAAAGCCAUAAGGAAAGUUACUCAUCCUCGUCAGAUAGCUCUGGCGACACCGAUGAAAGUGAAGAUGACGAAGAUCGCAAUGUGAUUGAAAAGGCAAAGGAAUCUAAAAAGAACAAUUCAGAAUUGCGUUCUCAAUCCAAACGACGAAAGUCAGUAUCAAGUGAAGACGAAUCGGACAAUGAUAGCGAGGAUGAAAAGUCUAAGAGAAAGUCAAAUACUAAAGGAUCAAGUAAAGGCCAGUCAUUAGUGGAGUUGUCUUCAAGUGCCAAGGCUGGACGUAAAGACAAAAACUCUUCCGUUGAAGAAAAUAGAGAAGACCGGAAUGCAGUAGAACUGCAAAUUAGCCGUGGAAAAGGGAAACAGCAUAAUGACGUGCCCGAAGUUACUGUUCAAAGUACUUCAAAAGGGCACAGAAAGUUGUCCGAGAAAAAUCAUUCAAAAGAUAUUGUGUCAUCCAAUUCAAGCGAUGACUCCGAAAAUGAACAUUCUGAUAGCAAAAUGGUAGAGGCAAAACCAAAACAAUUGGCUUCACGAAAACGCACAGUGUCAGUUUCGGGCUUGAAAAAGUCCAAGCGCGCAGCUUCUUCUGACUCUGAUGAUGAUGAGCAUGUUCUAAAAAAGAAACGCAAAAAGGCAAAAAAAUCAUCAAAGAAAAAUUCGGAAGAAGAUAGUUCUUCGGAUUCUGAAGCUGAGGCUUCGUCAAAAAAGAAAAAGCAUAAGAAGCAUAAAAAACAUGGAAAGAAGAGUAAGAAACACAAAAAACAUAAGAAGAAGAAUAAAAAGGCUGACAGCUCCUCGAGUAGCGACAAUGAUGAUGAUAGAAUUCGUGAACGUACAGGCAAAUCAACAACAUCAGCCGGUUUGUUACUUGGAGGAGUUAAUGAAGAUUUAGAGAAACAAUUGCGUGAAAGGGCUUUAAAAUCCAUGAAAAAGAAUGAAUGAAAAAUCACGGUCACAUACAUGUGCAGCAAGCACUGGAAGUAUGAAGCUCCACACUUCAUUAGUUUGCAUGAUUAAUUUUUUAUGUACUCGAUAAUACUUUAGUUUAACACCCAUACAUUUAUUAAUACUGAGAGUGAUUAAUAGUAUUGGCGAAAACCUUUAAUAUAUUGGUCUACAUUUGAAAUCAAUCGCCAUCCAAAUGAUACGGCCUAGAAGCUGUCCAUAAAAUAUAUUUAUCAUCGCAUGCUAAGAAAUUUGUAACAUACAUACAAUGCAUACAUUACCUACUUUUACUGAAGCAACAAGGAGCGAUUCCAACGAUUUGAAAGUCGAUUGUGAGCAGAUGCAUAUAAAUACAUACAUAACAAUAUAAUAUUGAUUGAUAUAAUUAAUUAAAAUCCCUUUCUGUUGAGAGUUAUCGACAUUUUCUUGAUUUGAAGUUUUAGGUUCUAUUAUUUAAGUAGAUAUUAUGUAAUGCAUUCAUGUUUGUCAACUUAAAGAAACAAACAAAUAAAGAUUACUACGAAAAACUC
Molecule: messenger RNA, 4757 nt
Organism: Anastrepha obliqua
Lineage: Eukaryota; Metazoa; Arthropoda; Insecta; Diptera; Tephritidae
Gene: Srrm1
Product: serine/arginine repetitive matrix protein 1
Exons: 5
Coding region: 472-4224 (1250 amino acids)
Biological process (GO): regulation of mRNA splicing, via spliceosome; mRNA processing
Cellular component (GO): spliceosomal complex
Molecular function (GO): RNA binding
Source: RefSeq, a predicted model, not a curated record